AUGGGAGAAAAAGAGAAGAACAAGAACAACAAGAAGCAAAAGCAUCAACAUCCCAAUUCCCAAACAACCAAACAAACCUCAGAUUUCUCCUUCAAACCAACCUCAGAGGUAAAAGGCAUAAGAUUUGGUGGCCAAUUCAUAGUAAAAUCAUUCCCAAUCCGAAGAGCAAAACCCUUAGAGCUUCUCAAAGUUCUUUCUUUCCCAUCAACAAACAAAUCCAAAUCUCACAAACUUCCUUUCCCUUCCACAACAGCCUUCUUGCCAACAAACUUCACAAUCCUAGCACAUCAAGCAUGGCACACACUAACCCUAGGACUUGGUUCCAAGAAGUCAAAGGUUCUUGUCUUUGUGUUUGAAACAGAAGCUAUCAAGUGCUCUGUUGAUAGAAUUUGGCCACAUGAAAUAGCACUUGGUGAUGUGAACAAGAAACUCAUAAAGGGUCUGUCUGGUUUUGAAAUGGCCAGAUUCAAAUUCAGAAAAGGGUGUUUAACUUUUUAUGUUUAUGCUGUUAGAGAAAUUGGAAGCUUUGGGUUUCUUUGUGCGGAAGAUUUGAAGAUUAUUCUUGAAUCUGUUGUGGAACUUAAGGAUUUCUUGGAUCAUACUGUUAUGCUUUCUAUGACAAAUCAAAGAAGCAUUAGUUACUCUAAAUCUCAAAAUCAAAAUCAAAAUCAGGUUGCAAUGGCUCAUUGA
Molecule: messenger RNA, 690 nt
Organism: Lathyrus sativus (Indian pea)
Lineage: Eukaryota; Viridiplantae; Streptophyta; Magnoliopsida; Fabales; Fabaceae
Source: the annotation of a GenBank genome assembly